AUGGGUAGUUCGCCGGUGAGCACUGUCUCACGUAUUUUCGUGGAGGUGUUGGAGAGGAACCCACGUCUGCCGGAGGUGCCCAACCACCGCGUCCUGCUGCGUUUCGAGGCGGCCUACGCUGUGCGCUCGGACAUGCGUACCCAUAUGCUGCAAAACCUCAGUCGCAAGUGGCUCUUUCUGCUCACCCUGGACGGAUAUCUGCGGCCGGAGUGCAAGGGAAAGCCUUCCUGUGCCGAUGAUCUGGACAUCCUCCUCAUAAACAUAGCCACAAGCGGUAAGUACAAGAUGGAGUCUUUAUAA
Messenger RNA from Dibothriocephalus latus, 300 nucleotides. Lineage: Eukaryota; Metazoa; Platyhelminthes; Cestoda; Diphyllobothriidea; Diphyllobothriidae. The record is from the annotation of a GenBank genome assembly.